AUGGCAAUCACAUCGUAUGAGGAACUCUCGCACUGGACACCGAGCAUAUUCUCCAAACAGAGAACCAUUCGCCUCGAACUUGUGAUCACCAACGAGUGUGUCCGCUCUCUCCGGCAGUGGUUCACCUCGUGUGUCUCGAUGCGCUCACUUCACAUAUCCAGCAACCUUUUAAAAGCCCACUAUCAGGCCAUUUCAUUACACAUAGAUGAGUUGUGGAUCGACGUCGUGUCAUCGGGCGAAUCUCAAAACGGCAUUGCACAAUGGCAGUGGAAUGAAUAUCUUACAAGAGGUCCCACAGUCUCACAAGUUGUUAUCAUUGUCUUUUCCGAAGAUUCGUGGUACAAGUUGAACGGUCGUCGGUUUCUUGCGCUAUCGAGUACUUAUGGGAUCAAUGUACGGUUCCAGAUAUUAGAUGACAUGAAUGAGGAUGAAACUGCUUCUCCCGAUCCCGGUUGGUCUAGAGAGGUGGGUAAAAGGGCUCGAAAGCGGCGUAAAUUUCGAACUACGGACAAGCGAGUCAUGGAUGCUUGGGAUGACAAUCAGGUUAUGUAG
Molecule: messenger RNA, 552 nt
Organism: Serendipita indica DSM 11827
Lineage: Eukaryota; Fungi; Basidiomycota; Agaricomycetes; Sebacinales; Serendipitaceae
Source: the annotation of a GenBank genome assembly